Gavialis gangeticus (Gharial) is the source of this 1287-nucleotide messenger RNA. RefSeq lists its product as uncharacterized. The record is from RefSeq and is a predicted model, not a curated record. Gene Ontology annotation, cellular component: cytosol. Lineage: Eukaryota; Metazoa; Chordata; Crocodylia; Gavialidae. Gene Ontology annotation, molecular function: ribonucleoside-diphosphate reductase activity, thioredoxin disulfide as acceptor. Gene Ontology annotation, biological process: deoxyribonucleotide biosynthetic process. The transcript has 2 exons. Bases 1 to 1287 code for a protein of 428 amino acids.
AUGGCCUUUGUUCACUGCGGGUCUGAAGAAUGUGCCAAAUCUGAACUGGAUGCAUUUCAAAUAGCCCCUACGCAGACCUGCAUUGAGAAAAGCCUGUAUGUUGAGAUCCCCCCGCUCUCACCUAUUACCGAGUCCAGCCCCCUUGACUUUUUCAUAGCUGGGAAUGGUGAAGAUUACAUGGACUUGAACAAUAUGGUGCUGUACCUUUGCUGCAAGAUUGUAAAAGGCGAUGGAACUGAUCUUGUUGCCGGGGCAGCGGUGGGUUUAGUGAAUUACCCACUAGCCUCUGUCUUCAGUCAGCUGGAUGUCACUCUGGGAGACCAUCUGAUAAGUCAGAGCAACAACUGUUACCCCUACCGAGCUUUCAUUGAAUUGGUUCUCAACUACAGCAAUGACACCCUGGCCACUCAAUUUUCUGCCAGCUUGUUUUACAAAGAUACCCCUGGCCAUCAUGAAAUGGUUGCGUGGGAUGGCAAUAACCAGGGGUUUUGGAGACGGGCAAACCUAACAGACCAGGGCAAAAAGAUAAUGCUGCUUGGUCAUCUCCAUAGCGAUUUGUUUUUUCAAGAAAAACUGUUGCUGAAUGGCGUGGAUGUGAAAAUUAAGCGCACAUGCAACAAAGAUGCCCUCUGCGUGAUGGGUACUGCAGCAGCUGGCCCUUGUACACUAAAAAUCACAUCUGCCUCACUUUUUGUGAAAAAAGUGAAAGUAGCACCGGGCAUCCAACUGGGCCACGUGGAGGCCUUGCUUACAGCCAAUGCUAAAUACGCCAUAGACCCUGUGGGUAUGAAAGUGUUUAGCAUUCCUGCUGGCAGCCGUGUCAGCAACCUGGAGAAUCUGUUUCUGGGGCAGUUGCCCAAACUUAUCAUCAUUGGUGGGAAUUAUGCUAAGAACCCCUUUAACUUUAAACAUUACAAUAUUAAUUUUGUGGCCCUCUACAUCGAUGGAGAACAAACCCCGACAAAGCCCCUACAACCAGAUUUUGAGAAUGGUAACUGCGUGAGAGAAUACAUGCAGCUGGUACAGACAGAUGGUAAACAUACGAAAGACUGGGCCGUGAUAAUCAACCGUGAGGCGUUUGCUUUGGGGUACACCUUAUAUGCCUUUGACCUGCCCCCUGACCAGGAGUGUGCUAAUCAUUAUUCGCUGAUUAAAACUGGGAACCUGAGAGCAGAAAUAUGCUUUGCUGUGGCUUUGCUCACCACGGUUAACAUGAUCCUGUACAGGGUCUUUGACAAUGUCAUAGAAACAAAUCAAAGGAGAAAUGUCCUGUUUUACUAUAUGUGA